UACGGGCAGGGAGCUACAAAGUCUUUAUUUCCGGUUUUGCCCCCCCUUCUCUUUCAUGAAGGAGAGGGAAAAAUAACUGAAAGCGUUAGAAACAAAAAUAACUGAAGGAAAGGGUUAGAAACAGAAAAGGAAAAGUUGCAAUUUUCUGGGUGAAGAAGAGAAGAAAUGGGUACAGUGAGAAUACCAGAUGUUGUUCCUUCUCCUACUGAAGACUGUGAAACUCUCGUGAAAGCCUUCAAAGGACUGGGAACUAAUGAGAAAUCAGUGAUAUCGGUGUUGGGGCACAGAAAUGCAAGCCAGAGGAAGAAGAUCAGAGAAACCUAUCAGCAGCUUUACAACAGGUCUCUUGUCGAUGACAUUUUUGCUGAAUUAUCUGGUGAUUUCAGGAAUGCUGUAAUCCUGUGGACAUAUGACCCUUCUGAAAGAGAUGCACGACUAGCAAAUGAAGCCUUAAAGUCAAGAAAGAAAACCAUCACUCAGUUACAAGUGAUAGUAGAGAUAGCCUGUGCAUCAUCUCCUAAUCAUCUGGUCGCUGUGAGACAAGCAUAUUGUGGCCUUUUCAACUGUUCAUUUGAAGAAGAUAUCACAGCAAAUGUCCCUAUGCCUGUACGAAAGAUUCUUGUUGAUCUAGUCAGGUCCUAUAGAUAUGAUAAAGAAUUGGUGGAUCCUAGUAUUGCAAAUGCAGAAGCUGCUAUCCUUCGUGAAGCAAUAAGGAUAAAACAGUUGGAUUCUGAUAAUUUUCUGAUGAUACUCAGCACAAGGAAUUUUCAUCAGCUUAGAGCAACUUUUGAGUGCUAUAAGCAAAAUUAUGGAUUCUCCAUUGACCAGGACAUUAAGAGCUGUGGAAAAGGUCUGCUGGAAUCUAUACUGAAGGUGGUUAUCUGGUGCAUUGAUUCACCAGAGAAACAUUUUGCUGAGGUUGUAAGAGCCUCGAUUGUCGGGAUAGGAACUGAUGAGAAUUCUCUAACUAGAGCCAUUGUAACUCGAGCUGAAGUUGAUAUGAUGAAAGUAAGGGGAGAGUAUUUCAUCGCAAACAAGACUAGCCUUGAUAAUGCAGUUAUUGGUGACACGUCAGGUGAUUACAUGAAGUUCCUGAUGACACUGCUUGGUGCCAAAGUGUAGCUCUUUGGCUUUGAACAUCGUGUUGUUGUGUUUCAAUACUAUGCUUCUACUUUGUGUGCUUUGAAAAAUGUUAUAUCAAAAAUUGAUGAGUGGAUUUGUUGUGAAAAACCUAAGUGUUGGAGAGUGAUUUAUUAUAUAAGUUUGUAGUUCGUCACUUGCUUGUGAGUAAAUAGCAGCUUUUAUUUCCUGAGACA
This is a messenger RNA of Nicotiana attenuata, 1316 nucleotides long. RefSeq names its product annexin D3-like. The transcript has 6 exons. Gene Ontology annotation, cellular component: cytoplasm. Lineage: Eukaryota; Viridiplantae; Streptophyta; Magnoliopsida; Solanales; Solanaceae. The record is from RefSeq and is a predicted model, not a curated record. The coding region runs from base 166 to 1122 and encodes 318 amino acids. Gene Ontology annotation, molecular function: calcium-dependent phospholipid binding; calcium ion binding.